This is a messenger RNA of Gastrolobium bilobum, 1251 nucleotides long. RefSeq lists its product as uncharacterized. The record is from RefSeq and is a predicted model, not a curated record. The transcript has a single exon. Gene Ontology annotation, molecular function: RNA-DNA hybrid ribonuclease activity; nucleic acid binding. NCBI's taxonomy places the organism in Eukaryota, Viridiplantae, Streptophyta, Magnoliopsida, Fabales, Fabaceae. Gene Ontology annotation, biological process: DNA integration. Bases 1 to 1251 code for a protein of 416 amino acids.
AUGGUGGCAUGGGCAGUAGAGCUAUCCGAAUUUGGUAUUAUCUUCGAAGCACGUAAGGCGAUCAAGGCACAAACAUUGGCAGACUUUGUAGUAGAGAUGACACAUCCCAGAAGUGACUUGGAAAAUAGCUGGUGGAAGUUGUUUGUAGAUGGGUCAUCCAACAUGAGGGGCAGUGGUGUAGGAAUUAUUAUUGAGAACCCGGAAGGGGUGGCAGUAGAGCACUCGUUGACGUUGGAAUUUCCCACUAGCAACAAUCAAGCUGAAUAUGAGGCAAUGAUCGCCGGGUUAAUUUAUGCCAAAGAGCUCGGAGCGGAAUAUCUGGUAGUAUAUAGUGACUCGCAAUUGGCGACUUCACAAGUUAGCGGGGUGUAUCAGGCUAGAGGAGAGAUCAUGAUCAAGUACUUGUCAAAGGUGCAAGAAUUGAUAGGACAAUUUAAAGAAGUCCGAGUAGAACAUAUUCGGAGGAAUGAUAAUAUACGAGUAGAUGUCUUGUCUAAACUGGCGAGUACAAAAACCACAAGAAGUUUGAGGACAAUCAUACAACAGAGUGUUGAGGCUCCGAGUGUGGUAUGGAUGAUACAGGAGGUAGAUUGGAGAAGCCCAAUUCAAGAUUUUUUAGAAAAAGGAAAGGAGCUCGGAGAUCAAAGAGAAGCUGUUAAACUAAGGAGAAGAGCAACAUGGUUCGUGAUAAUAGAGGGGCAAUUGUAUAGAAGAGGCAUGAAGUCGCCUUUGUUGAAGUGUAUAGCCGCUCCAAAUACUGAGUAUGUACUAGAAGAAAUACAUGAAGGUAUUACUGGGCAUCAUCUUGGGGGGAAAUCCUUAGCAAGAAAAGCUAUACGAGCAGGGUAUUUCUGGACGACAAUUGGGGAAGACGCUAAAAAACACGUGCGAAGAUGUGAACAAUGUAAGAAGUUUUCCAGCAUAUACAAGGCUCCUACAGAGGAGUUAUUCAUAAUUUCAUCCCCUUGGCCAUUCUUUAAAUGGGGAAUGGACCUUUUAGGCCCGUUUCCCAAAGCAGCCGGAGGAGUUAAGUAUUUGAUAGUGGCCGCUGACUACUUUACAAAGUGGAUAGAGGCUGAACCUCUUGCAACGAUUACUGCUCGGAAGGUCCAGAAGUUCUUCAUCAGUAAAAUAGUUUGCAGAUUUGGUAUUCCGGCUAUAGUCAUCACAGACAAUGGGACACAGUUCAUGGACAAAAAAUUUGGUAUUGUGGGAGUGAAGCAUAAGUUUUCAACUGUUGAACACCCAUAA